Cynara cardunculus var. scolymus (artichoke) is the source of this 735-nucleotide messenger RNA. RefSeq names its product cytohesin-3-like. The coding region runs from base 1 to 735 and encodes 244 amino acids. Gene Ontology annotation, molecular function: guanyl-nucleotide exchange factor activity. Gene Ontology annotation, biological process: regulation of ARF protein signal transduction. NCBI's taxonomy places the organism in Eukaryota, Viridiplantae, Streptophyta, Magnoliopsida, Asterales, Asteraceae. Gene Ontology annotation, cellular component: trans-Golgi network. The record is from RefSeq and is a predicted model, not a curated record. The transcript is spliced from 4 exons.
AUGGACGAUUUGGGAGGAAUGCAAGGCGAAGGGAAUAGAGUAAGWGGACGGAGAAUGAGCGAAAGACUAAUGAAGAAGCACACAUUCUCAAAUUUCAAGAACACAAUCGACAACCCGGUUGAUGUGGAUGCAGAGACAAGCAACACAGAAACUUCAAGUCGAAUAGGGCUAAAUCAAGAAUCGAUGGAAGUGAAACAGACAUCACCAGUGCUUAACGAAAGUCAAAAAGCUUACCUUAAACAUCCAUUGGAUUCUGGUUUGAAUGAGACUAUGAUUGGUGACUAUUUGGCCGAAAGGGAUGAUUUCUCAUUAAAAGUAAUGCAUGCUUAUGUUGAUUCCUUUAAUUUUGAUGGAAUGGACUUUGGUGAGGCUAUUAGAUUUUUUCUAAGGGGUUUUAGAUUACAUGGUGAGGCGCAGAAAAUUGACCGUAUCAUGGAAAAAUUUGCGGAGCGCUAUUGUAAGUGCAAUCCUAAUUCGUUUACUAGUGCUGAUACAACAUAUGUCCUUUCCUAUUCUGUGAUAAUGCUUAAUACAGAUGCUCAUAACAGCAUGGUGAAAGACAAGCAGCCGGCUAUCUCUGUACCAACUCCGCCAUUUUCUACUAAGCUCACAAACAAGGCUAUAAUGGCGUUCGAUCGACAGCGCUUGGAAGAAGGAAACACCGGCAAAGACGGAUCAGAACUAAACGGAAUUUCAACCGAUGACCUUGCAGCGUUCUCCGGUUUACGAAGGUAA